Dreissena polymorpha is the source of this 1889-nucleotide messenger RNA. Its product is annotated as RNA-binding protein 25-like. NCBI's taxonomy places the organism in Eukaryota, Metazoa, Mollusca, Bivalvia, Myida, Dreissenidae. The record is from RefSeq and is a predicted model, not a curated record. The coding region runs from base 1 to 1614 and encodes 537 amino acids. The transcript has a single exon.
AUGGAAAAGAAGCGGAGAAAUCAGUUGGAUCAGGAACGACUGAAGAGGAAGAGAGAAAAGGAAUCUGACAUGGAAAAAAAGAGGAGAAAUCAGUUAGAUCAGGAACGACUAAAGAGGAAGAGAGAAAAGGCAUCCGACAUGGAAAAGAAGGGCAGAAGUCUGUUAGAACGGGAACGACUCAAGAGAAAGAGAGAAAAGGAAUCUGACAUGGAAAAGAAGCAGAGAAAUCAGUUAGAUCAGGAACGACUGAAGAGGAAGAGAGAAAAGGCAUCCGACAUGGAAAAGAAGGGCAGAAGUCUGGAAGAACGGGAACGACUCAAGAGAAAGAGAGAAAAGGAAUCUGACAUGGAAAAGAAGCAGAGAAAUCAGUUAGAUCAGGAACGACUGAAGAGGAAGAGAGAAAAAGCAUCCGACAUGGAAAAGAAGGGCAAAAGUCUGUUAGAACGGGAACGACUCAAGAGAAAGAGAGAAAAGGAAUCUGACAUGGAAAAGAAGAUGAGAAAUCAGUUAGAUCAGGAACGACUGAAGAGGAAGAGAGAAAAGGCAUCCGACAUGGAAAAGAAGGGCAGAAGUCUGUUAGAACGGGAACGCCUCAAGAGAAAGAGAGAAAAGGAAUCUGACAUGGAAAAGAAGCGGAGAAAUCAGUUGGAUCAGGAACGACUGAAGAGGAAGAGAGAAAAGGAAUCUGACAUGGAAAAGAAGGGCAGAAGUCUGUUAGAACGGGAACGACUCAAGAGAAAGAGAGAAAAGGAAUCUGACAUGGAAAAGAAGCGGAGAAAUCAGUUGGAUCAGGAACGACUGAAGAGGAAGAGAGAAAAGGAAUCUGACAUGGCAAAGAAAAGGAGAAAUCAGUUAGAACAGGAACGUCUGAAGAGGAAGAGAGAAAAGGAAUCUGAAACGGAGAAGAAAAGAAAGCAGAUUAUUGAUAAGUCAUUACAUGCAGAAACAAGACACCCAAAGUCUAUUGAUAAGGCAAACAAACAGUUCUUGAAGGAGAUACAGAAAAGCCCAGAUUAUACGUGCACAGUGUGUCAUAGAAUGAUGUAUAAGGAAAAUGUUAUUCAGUUUAGACCCAGCAGCUUCAGAAAUUCUGACUUGGCAGAUUUCUGCAGAACUAACCUCAAAACUUUGUCAGAUAAAGAGUGGCUAUGUACAACCUGCCAGAGGCACUUAAGAAAAGGAUCAACUCCACCACAAGCUCAAGUGAACAAGAUGGCAUUGCCCGAACAGCCCUCCAUUGUAGAUGAACUUACUGAUUUUGAAGCCAGAUUGGUUGCCAAGAGGAUACCCUUUAUGAAAAUUACUGCUUUACCAAGAGGAAAACAACAGGGUAUCAUUGGUUCAGUGGUCAAUGUGCCAUCAGAUGUUGAUGAGACAUGUAACAUUCUGCCAAGAACUCCAAUAUCGGCUGGUAUCAUCCCUGUCAAACUGAAAAGGAAGCAAGAGUACAAAAGUCAUGUCUAUUUUGAACAUGUUAGGCCAAAUGUAGUCCAUGAAGCAUUUCAGUGGUUGAAAGAAAACAAUCACCACUAUGCAGAAGUGAUUGAUGCCUCUGACAAGUGGGAAGAGACUUUUACUAUGGAGGACAGUGAACUUUGGAAUCACCUCACUUAACCUAAAACGGACAAUAGUGUAUCAGAAGCUGUCAACAUCAUAGAAAAUGAUGAUAUGAAUGAAAGUGCAGAUAGAUUUCAUGAUCAUGACCAACUACUUGAAACAAAUACUGACCAUCCACUUGAUACAUGCAUACAAGUCAGCGACAUAGCUUUAGAUGUGAGCAAAGCCAUAAGUAUCUCUCCAGGAGAAGGGAAUACAUCAGUUGGGCUCAUGACAGAUUCAGGUUGUGAAGAAUUAUCCUUUCCAAAACUAUUUCCAACGGGAAAUUGGGC